GCACGACGAGGUGGAUAGUCGCAAUCAUGCCACCACCCUGACGCACGUCUCCGUAUCCGACGGUGCGUGUACGUCGAAAACGCAAGGGUGAGACUGUGAGAGCGAAUGAGCCUCGACCAGUAAAACGAAACGAUCUUUAAUCGUCGAGGAGCGCGUGAAAAUUCGAGCUCGAGCCAAACGGGAACGCGAGUCGACCGGAAGCGGAAGAGGGUACGGUCCAAGGAGGCAACUGCGACGAGCGACCGCGGCUACGGCUAUAGGUGAACGAUCGGGAAAGAGGGGAACGGAGACGAACGAAGAAAGGGGGCAGAAGAGCUGAUUAAGGUGGCUUUUAGACGUUCCAACGUCGGGACACCGCGGAACGUCACGAGAUCUAUCGGUGGAACGCGUGAAGUAAACGUGGAGGCGGUCAGGAGAGAGAGGAAGGAUGACGGAGAAGCGACGUCCGACGAUAGCGGUACACGUGUGCGAUUUCUGGUAACGGGUGAUCGCGACGACGAAGACAACGAAGACGACGACGACGAAAAUCACGACGACGAUCACGACGACGAGGAGGAAGAGAAAAAAGUACGAGGGAGGCGGGGAAGAAAGAGGGACGACUCGCCGAGGGUGGUGGUGGUGGUGGUGGUGGUGGUGGUUUUAGAAGAGCGAAGAGAUGCAGCAACAGCCGCAUUCCGGGCAACAGUCCGGGGCACCGAACGGGGUGGCAGGUGGUGCCCAAUUGCCGCAAACAGGUGGCAUAAGCUCGGCUCAACCUGGAGCGACAGGUACCGCCACGGCGGCGUCUAAUCAUGCCCAGGUGAACGGUGGCAGAUUCGAUUUCGACGAUGGCGGCACCUACUGCGGCGGUUGGGAGGACGGCAAAGCCCACGGACACGGUGUCUGCACUGGACCCAAGGGCCAAGGUGCUUACUCCGGUAGCUGGCACUAUGGGUUCGAGGUCUCCGGUGUCUACACCUGGCCUAGCGGCUCGGUUUACGAGGGUCAGUGGCAGAACGGUAAACGCCAUGGCCUGGGAAUGGAAACCCGUGGACGGUGGAUCUACCGUGGCGAGUGGACGCAAGGAUUCAAGGGUCGAUACGGCGUCAGACAAUCGACUACGUCCAUGGCUAGGUACGAGGGCACGUGGGCGAACGGUCUUCAGGACGGAUACGGUUCAGAGACCUACGCGGACAGCGGCACGUAUCAAGGACAAUGGUAUCACGGUAUGAGGCACGGGUACGGCAUGCGUGCGAGCGCGCCUUUCGGUUUGGCAAGUCAUUACAAACCCUCGAAGCAAGUAAGGGCUUCUUUAACGUCCCUGAGAAGCGCGGACGACGGUGCCGCGGUCGCGCCUACCCCGGAACCGACCGAUAGAAGGGAUCGUCGAGUAGGCGACAGCAGGGGUGGUUUCGUCCUGAAAGCGAGAAGCGACAAUCCUCCGGCGAGGCGGAAAAGCCUCACGGAGAAAUCAUUGAAGAAGAGCAUUCUCUCGGGGCUGAAAAUCAGAAAGCAGAGGAGCACGGGUGACCUGGAAAAACACGGAACCAGCGGCAGUAUUAGAAGCAACACGAGUUCGGCUUCGUGGAUGUCGACGGAAAGCUCACAGAGUCAAGCCUCGGCAUCUGUUCACACAGACAGUAAUGCGUCUUUUGUCAUCGAGGACGAGCAGAUGGAUGCCGCUGUGACUGAGACCUAUUUGGGUGAAUGGAAGAACGACAAAAGAACGGGGUUCGGUAUAUCGGAACGUAGCGACGGCCUUCGGUACGAGGGAGAGUGGUUCAACAACCGGAAGUACGGUUACGGCGUGACGACGUUUCGCGAUGGUACCAAGGAGGAAGGGAAAUACAAAAACAACGUGCUAAUCACCAGCCAAAAAAAGAAGCACCUGUUCCUGAUCAGAUCGGCCAAGUUCCGCGAGAGGAUAGAGGCGGCGGUGAACGCGGCUAAAAGGGCGAGUAAAUUCGCCCUUCAGAAGGCGGACAUCGCGAUCUCGAGAACGGCGACUGCGCGAGGCAGAGCCGAGCUGGCCGACGCUGGAGCAGAACAAGCGAGAGAAGACUCGGAACUGGCUCAGCAGACGGCGAAACAGUUCGCGCCGGACUUCCGGCAGCCCGGGUUGGAAAGGUUACGAAAUAGGGAAAUACCUAAGUACGUCCCGCCACCUCAGGACACAGUUCCGGCGAAGAGUAUCCUUCAUAAAACGACCAACGUGGAUCAGCCAGGUUCCACGCCCAUGAAGAGUCCGUCGUCGGAUACUACGUCGCCGACGAACGCUUCCAUGACCGCUAGCAACGUGAUGCAGUCGAUCAGGAGAGCCAGUAUGAAGCCGCAGAGCCAACUUCAGAAUCAGCUGUUGAGCAAUCAGCUGCCGUCGCAGAAUCAGCUGCCGCAGAACCAGCUGUCGCAGAGCGAGCUAGCGGAUCAGGUGACACCAGCUCAAUUGGUCAACCAGCUACCUCUGAAUCAGUUAAACCAGACUACCUUGAGCGGUCAAAAUCAGUACUAUCAAAUGCAAUACCCCUCGUCGAUGGCUCAGAGCCCUGUCCAACAGGCACAGUACCCUAACAGUAUACCGAAUCAGUAUCAGCCACCGAGCCAGUUCUUGGCUGGCCAAUACGCCCCGCAGAAUCAAUACCCAGUUCAAGGUAGUCUCUAUAAUCAGCCGCAAUAUCAGCCUAUGAAUCCAUCCCAGGGCGAUCAGUAUUUGUAUCAGCAGCAACAGCUGAUCGAACAACAAGGGUAUCAGAAUGUGCAGCCGUAUCCUAAUCAGCAGACUUCGUUGCCGAAUCAAUACGGGCCUGGUCAGAUGAAUCAAUACAACUCCCAACAACUUUACGGACAACAGCCGCAACAACAGCAGCAGCAGCAGCAACAACAAAUCCAGCAACAGUACCAGCCAGACGGCGACGCGCAACGACCAACGAGUGCAACGAGUAUACGAAGAAACAGUAGAGUUCUAACACCUCAGGAUCGACCUAAUACUAUCGGUCAAACGUUGAACGACAGACUAGAUCAUUACAAAAGGCCGCCCAGCCGCGAUAGUUCCGUAGAUCGUUACGCCAGAGCGCAUUCCAGGUUGACUGGAUCAAGACAACCGUCCGUUGACAAAAUCGUCCCGAAUCCGCCCCAGGACGUGCUCGACAGAUCAACGAGAGCACCGAGCGCGAUUCGAUCGGGCACACCGUUGAACGGAUCGGUGGUCGGAAGCGGCGCAGCGACGCCCACGUACGCCGCCUCGACUUCCGGUCAAUUCGAGGGCGCCCUCCUGAAGAACCGUAACCUCGGACAGGAUAUUCUGCCGAGUCAGGGACAGCCUAAGCGAACAGAAAGCCUCUACGUCGCACCCGGACGCGGACCGACCGCAUCCGGUGGCGGAGGCGUACCCGGGGGCGGCGGCGGCACGUCGAAGGACGCAGGCCGGACGGUCCCCGCCUUCGCCGCAACGUCAAAGGGCCGCGCAACCCUCUGAGUAUAAGUAUUAAUAAAUAAAAAUAAUGUACAAUACGAACACAUCGCGAUACACAGAAGGUAACUGUACGCGUAGCGUUUCGAGGCGAGACCGAAACAGGGUUUCGAGUGGGGGCGCCGGUUCGUGACUAGACCCUGGAUUCGAGAACAAAAGGGGGAUGUGCUCGAGGGCAGGAAAGGGUGAUUUCUCGUCCGAUUCCUAUCGGGGAUGAAAGAGAGCGCGGCAACCGCGUUAACCGAUUGUUCAACGAAACCCGAUUCGUUGAUCAAGAUCGCCCGAUGGGAUCGUACGCUCUAUAAACGUAGACUGUAUUUUCGUUCGGUGUAAUAGCGUGUCUUUGGUGUUCAUGACGUGAUAGGCGUUAAUGUUAUCUUCAGGGUACUCCGAUCUAUGCUCUAAAUUACCGCUUACAACAGGGUGCAACUGUUCUGCAUGCUCCUUCACCGAAACGAGAUAGAAUUUGCAUUUAUAAUUCCGAACAGAACAGAGAAUGUAUGUUUGAGGGAUCUAGAAUCUGGGGUCUAUUCGCGGCGAACAUCGUGCGUUACUCACACUUUCCCGAGCUUUAACGAACGACGUAUUUUUAACAUUCCACCUAUACCAUCCAAUUUAUUAACCGUUCACUGCGAAGUUUGCUACAUUCCAAAGUACACUCGAUUUCAUGUCCUUUUGACAAACGCGAUUCGAAAGACGCGAUCCAAAGCUGAAGUUUCUACAGAAUCGCUGAUGUUUUGAUCGAACACACUCUGGGCGCAGUCGUUAUUAUUUAAGCCUUCCGGGUGCAUGUCGUAUCCGAAAGAGAUAUAGCCAACAAAGUAGCAGAUAACGAUCCUUUCUGAUACAACUCGUACCCGGAAGACUCGAAUAAUAAUAAGCGUCUGGACACCGGCCGUGAAAGGCUAAAAGUCUCUGGAUGUUUGGACGAGCUCGAUUCGUUUGACGAUGGUAUCGUAGGGUCACGGUUUAGCGAACGGGUACCUCACAGUUUAUACUCGAGCAUCCUGAAUGCCGCGUUAACACGGGAACCGAAUGAGAAGACCGGAUCCGUUGUUUGGUAUGCGUUCGAGAAAGAAAAUAUUUUCAGAUCGACCAUUCACUCUCAACGAAAACGAUCGCACGUGCUACCAGAUCGGGGCAUUAGGGUAAGACUAUAACCAGAACGAAUGUCGAAUGCUCCAUUCUCGGGAGCGAGAAACGAAAUAGUCGACCGAAUAUGUUGUUAAAAAAUAGAUUAAUGUCUACUGGCAUAAAAGCUACAAACGUUAAUAUGAUUUAUUGCUGGAAUCAUUUCUACGCGGUAUAAAUACUUGGCGAUUUAAGCUACGAACACAUUCCGUUCCUCUCGUAAAAAUCCUCAAUGCAAAUUGAGAAAUGUUUACCGUAGGAAGGUUCUAUUUGCCCGACUUCUUCCGAGCAUAAAUCAUCGUUCAGGUAUAUGGACGUAUGCUCAUACACGUACGUACAACGUUUAUGCAUUCGUUCUGCCUAGCCUUGCCCUAACUGCGCCAGAUUCCAAGAUUUCUCAAGGUGUGAAUUAGCAAAGAACACGUACCUGGUCUUAGAGUGUUAUUAGCUACUAUUGACUUUAUAACUAGAUAAAUCGCGUUGAUCAUCGAUAACCCUUUCGGCUCAAUGUUCGAGCUUUGGCAAUGAUUUUCUUGUAUCGGGUGCAGAGAGAUAAAGGGUUCCUUUUUUCAAUUUUAGUGUACGAUGUACAAUGACGUUAUCGAGACUGAAAGGGUUGAAUCGAAUUUCGGGCACUGAACAAUAAGCGAGCGCAAUGUUCUUUCCGCCUUCUUGUCAGAGACAGAGUUAUUUUUCUAUGAGAAGCACAAUAGACGUAGUCGAAUGGAUGAGCGAAUAUUUGAGAGGGCGACGCAAAUAAUAAUUUGUACUCAAACUUGUUACGGUACACAUUCUUCCUCGAGAAAAGCAACAGUCGUCGUAAAGAUUUAAGAAUAUCGAGCAAAGUACGAAUACGUAAUUUAUAUUCUGAAUGCUUCCAGACAAAUAGAUAAGAGAACAUUCACUUUGAUCUUAGGUAGAUUAUAAACGUACGCUGUGUAUCGAUAGCUCGAGCAAAAAGCGGACUACACGACCGAGAAUUCGGAGCAUUUGUACGAUCUUCUAUUCUUUUUUUAACCGCAUUCUUUAUUUUAAUUAAGAAAUAUCCUACGAGUCGGCCACGGGUCGCAAGAUCAGGCACGCACCUACUAUGUACAUACAUAUGCACAGAAAGAGCGAAUGAUUUUCAACUAUGGUGUGUUACGUCCAUUUAUUAAGCGAAGUAACGUAAUAAUGUUACGUCCAUUAAUUAAGAAAAUCACGGAAUUCGAAGGUAAGCCUCGCGCGGUGUGGAGGCGGGGACCGGUAUCUUCUCUCACCUUGCUAUUCGCCCGUUUCUUUUUCUAACAAGCUUCGUACCUCUUUCUCGACUUCAUCCCUCAACAAUCUCGACGACCAAGGCGGACACCUUAACUCCUGUCACGAUUCUGUCUCUCGCAUUCACCAUUCUCGCGUCUACCUAUGUACUAUAUCUGUACCGUCUGAAAUUCGUAUUUCAACCCCUGCCGAAAGUCACGUUUUCUCUCUACCCCUUGUCCCACGUUCACGUCUACUUGUGUACUCGGUGAUUCCAUCGAUUGCCAGGGAUGUAUCUUUUCUACCCUCCACCUCCACGCCGCUUGUUUUUCUCCUGUUUUUUGAUCAGAUACAUUAUUUUUCUAACGCAUGCUUCUAUGACGUGCCAUCACUCCGUAAAGUCUUAAUGACAUACUGUACCAGUUCCACGAGAUUUAAUAUAUAUACACACAUAUUAUAUAUAUAUAUUAUAUAUACUUCAUAGAUAUAAGUAUGUACAAGAAAAAUUUUACUGUGAGAACUAUUUAAAUGAGUAAUAUUGUACGAAUACAUACGGUAACCCUUUCGAGAUCGUAAGAUAUAUCUACUAUAUAUAUAUACAUAUAUUUAUUAACGAAAGGAACGAUAUUUCCUUGGAAAUGUAAAACGUGACAAAACUUAAGCUUGGUGAUACUACGCUGACGAGUUUGAUAAAAAAUUUUAAUCUACUUUAUAAUAUAUAACUUUAAGUUGAGAGGAAAUAUUUUGUAAUACAUUCGACCACGUUGACCAUGUAUUUGCCCAAUUCCGAUUGCAAGAUUUCUCGAAGGGGUUAUCAUCUGUUCUCACUUGACAAGCACAAAGUUCGGUACCAAACGUGCAUUAUGUAUAAAGUUAAUUUUCGCGACAUACCGUGAACGCGUGUAAAACUUUCUUCCGUCGACGUAGAACGACGCAAGAAAAGCGUAAAGCUUGUGCAUUAUUAGGCGCGACCCUUAUGCAUACUGGUUUCUCGCGCACAGUUGACACAGAAACACGCGUAACAAAUAUCCUGAUAAAGGCGCGUGUCCACUCGUAUCUUAUCGUUGUAUCGGAUUACCAUUACGUAUCAUUUUAAAAGAAAAUAACAAAACUUACUGAUGGCACUAUAAGAGAACCAUAUAAAAAUGAAUUGCGAUUUUCUAAAAGCAACGCUCGCAUUAAUUCAAUAAUCUUCGUCAAAUAAAAGAUUCCUAUUAUACAUGGUUUAAUGAAAUACAAGAAUAAACUAUUUUUUAAUGAUUUAUGCACGUCGAUGAUACGCUUACCUAAUUAUAAUGAUACGUAACGAUGAUAGAAUACGAAGGUAUGCUACAAGCAGAUACGCGGCUUAACAGGAUUUUCUAUUUUAAAACUCAGUCUUUCACAAGUACAAUUACUACGCUCGCCUUCGGUGCGCGCCACGUUGAAUUUUCCAUUUGACCCACGAACAGAGGUCAUACUCCUCUACGACGUCCGUCAAACGCAGUCAUUUCGACAUUUGUGACAUAAAAAUGGCCACAUUGCUCAAAGCUGUUCACGUACACAGACACACGCUCGAGGUAAUUAAGAAUUUGUACGAGAAAUUUUUAAAAACCCCCUUUCUACGCGAACGAGGGAUCGACGAGAAAGCUUUUUUUACGCCGAGGGACAAAAAGGCUUAUUUCGAACGGAACUAUUUCGAUUCAACGUGGUCGCGAUUGUACCUCGAACAAUGGUCGUGCCUAAAAAUAAACGAAACGGACUUUCAAACGGAAGCAGAAUCUUGCGAUACGAUUGAAUGAAACCUGGAAAAUUGCGCGGACAAACGUAAACUGAUUUUUAGAGGAUCGAGCUCGGCGUCGAAUUGAACGUCUCCCAAGUUCCCUUAAAACUACUGCGCAUAUUUUUUACGCGAGAGCUUGUAUCGGACGCGCGGAUAUCUCGUGUAACUGUCUGGCUCAAGUGCCAAGCUUUUCAUGAAAAAACUAGAAUGGAACGUGAUUCUACUCGAGCAUAGCACAAAUUCGAUCAUUUUCUCUUUUAUAAUAAGUUCCAAUGAACUAGAUACGUGUUACGUAACGAUAGUGACUCUCGCGACUGAUUUGUCCCGGUAGAUUAUUCGAUCGACGGUACCAACCGGGAAAAUGAUUUUCGACAAGGUGCUCAAAUUCUGUUUGCGACAAUGCUCCGUGAAAUCGUAAUUGAAAACGAAUAUAACGAGAUUUCACGUAUUUUAAUAAUAAACGCGAUUCAUAGCGUCGUGUUAGAACGUAGUAGUUGAAGAGUCUGUAGACGAAAACAGAUUGAUAAACGAGGUAUAGUCGAUGCACACCACUAAACAAUGUACUUCCAGGUUGCAUUUCGAGGAACGAUCUCGUGUCGAUACAGAGUUAUCGACGGGAGAGAUCCUUCUUACUCACACACAACGAUGACUAACUACAAACGUUGGUUCGAUGUAUUGAAUGUAUUUAUGUAUAACGAUAUGUAAAAGCUGCUAACUGGCCGACAGAUUAAAGCAUGUCGAUUAGGAGGA
Ceratina calcarata is the source of this 8324-nucleotide messenger RNA. Its product is annotated as junctophilin-1. Gene Ontology annotation, cellular component: endoplasmic reticulum membrane; plasma membrane; junctional membrane complex. The transcript is spliced from 10 exons. The coding region runs from base 656 to 3451 and encodes 931 amino acids. Lineage: Eukaryota; Metazoa; Arthropoda; Insecta; Hymenoptera; Apidae. The record is from RefSeq and is a predicted model, not a curated record.